UAUAGUGCCUUAAAUAUUAUCACUCGUUAUCAAUCAUGUGCUUUUCAAAAUUUUCAAAAGAACUUGCCAAAAUUCGCCUUUUGCAGAUUUGCAAUUUAAUUUAGUAAUACAUUUUCAGCUUUAAAUAGAUGUUGAAAUCAUAGUCAGUAAACAGGUCAAUUCGAAAGAUUUUAAUUUCACGUAACUAAAGUACUAUGAGAUAUGUUUCCUGCAGCUAGAUCUUGUACCCGAUGUCAUCUUGUGUUAAGAUUAAUUCCUAAAACUACAGUAUCGAGGAGGAUUUACAUCAGACAGCUGAAUACCGACAGAACAUUAUGUCGAGCGAAGACAGACGAUUCCCAUUUAUCCAAGUUAUUCACUCCAGUACCUGUGAAACUGAAAUCAAAUCCUGACGAUAUAAACGUAGGAGCUGAACUCAGUGGCCAGCUGAACAGAAAUGACGUGAUAAAAGUUUUAAAUGCUUUCUAUCAGAAUAAAGAAAUCAAAAUUCUUGCUGCUGAACAUGGAUUAGACAAUUACUUAUUGCAUCAGGCUUACACAAACUUCAGAAAACAUUGUCUACAAGUUGAAAAUCUAGAAGUAGAUUUACAUAUAGCUCUUAGCGAUGUAUCACAAGCAGCUGGUCAUGUUAGCGACAUUUUUCCAUAUUUCGUACGAUUUACUAAAAAAAUGUUUCCACAUCUCGAAUGUAUGGACGAUCUUAAAAAAAUCAGCGAUCUUAGUUCUCCACCUAACUGGUACCCAUCAGCCAGAGCUAAAUGUAGAAAAAUCAUUUUUCAUGCCGGACCUACCAAUAGUGGUAAAACUUAUCGCGCUUUAGAACGAUUUUUGCAGUCUAAAUCUGGUGUCUAUUGUGGGCCAUUAAAGUUACUAGCGACUGAAGUUUUUAGAAAAGCGAAUGAUAGAGGAACACCUUGUGAUUUAGUAACCGGCGAAGAACGUAAAUAUGGUAUCAGUGAAAACGAACCAGCAUCGCAUGUAUCUUGUACGGUCGAGAUGACUUCGUUGUUGCAUAAUUAUGAAGUAGCUGUAAUAGAUGAAAUUCAAAUGAUUAAAGAUCCAAGCAGAGGAUGGGCUUGGACAAGAGCUCUGCUUGGUUUAGUUGCCGAUGAAAUACACGUUUGUGGUGAAGAAGGAGCUGUGGAUCUUAUUAAAAACCUUAUGUUAACCACUUACGAAGAUGUUGAUGUUUGCAAAUAUGAAAGACUGACUGAACUGCAUAUUGAAGAUAGUGCCGUCUGCUCUUUGGAUAAUAUUCGAAAUGGCGACUGCGUUGUUUGUUUUAGUAAAAAUGACGUAUACUCGGUCAGUCGAGGAAUCGAAGGUAGCGGUAAAGAAGUAGCUGUGAUAUAUGGAGGUCUUCCACCGAAUACUAAACUUGCUCAAGCUCAAAAGUUCAACGAUCCGGAGAGCUCUUGUAACGUACUGGUUGCUACCGAUGCCAUUGGGAUGGGUUUGAAUCUGAGUAUACGAAGGGUGAUCUUUUAUUCACUUAUUAAACCGGUUGUCAAUGAAAAAGGUGAGAAAGAAAUGGACACGAUAUCGGUUUCUCAAGCUCUACAAAUCGCUGGCCGGGCUGGUAGAUUCAAUACCCAAUAUGAAAAGGGAUACGUCACUACUUUCAAACCUGAAGAUUUGAAGACGUUGAAACAUCUGUUAAGUCAACGACCCGAUCCACUAACUAAAGCCGGAAUUCAUCCUACAGCCGAACAAAUCGAACUAUAUGCUUAUCAUUUACCUCAUUCCACUCUCUCUAAUUUGAUGGACAUAUUCGUAACAUUAUCAACAGUUGACGAAGAAUUAUACUUCAUGUGUGCCAUCGACGAUUUCAAAUUCUUAGCAGAUAUGUUACAGCACGUUCCACUAUCCCUCAGAGCCCGAUAUAUUUUCUGUUGCGCACCACUUAAUCGAAGAAUGGCAUUUGUGUGUUCCAUGUUUCUUAAGUUUGCGAAACAGUAUAGUCAAAAUAGACCUGUCACUUUUGAUUGGGUUUGUCAUCACAUUGGAUGGCCAAUUUCGUUACCAAAAACUAUUCUAGAUUUGGUACAUUUAGAAUCGGUUUUCGAUGUGUUGGAUUUAUAUUUAUGGUUCAGCUACCGUUUCCCUGACAUAUUCAUCGAACCAAAUCCUGUUCGAGAUAUUCAAUCAGAAUUAGACGCUUUGAUUCAACAAGGAGUAUUACAAAUUACAAGACUGCUGCAGAAUUCAGGCAAGGUAACCACCGUCCAUAUCGAAGAAGAUUAUAGCGCUAUGCAAGAGAAACCCGAAGAACCUGCAGUUGGCAAAGGCUGUUUAACUGACCGAUUAAUAGCUCAGGGCUUACUAACACCGAGUAUGUUGAAAGAACUGCAGAAUGAAUGGGCUGAAGGUGAAACUCGUAAAUCAAAUCAUAGUAACAGUAGAAUAUCGAGUAAAGAGAAAUCCAAGCAGUUUACGAAGAAUUGUGAAAAUAAAGCAAUGAACCAUAAUGAUCAUAGACCUCCAUACAGAGUAUUGAGUAAAAAAAGAAAAUAAACUGGGUUUUCCAUGUUAGCUGUACGUUUGUAAUUUAACUGCGGACCUCGAUUUGUUUUUGUAUUGUAAAUAAUAAACUGUUGCCAAACUUUUA
Molecule: messenger RNA, 2608 nt
Organism: Planococcus citri (citrus mealybug)
Lineage: Eukaryota; Metazoa; Arthropoda; Insecta; Hemiptera; Pseudococcidae
Product: ATP-dependent RNA helicase SUV3 homolog, mitochondrial-like
Exons: 12
Coding region: 202-2514 (770 amino acids)
Biological process (GO): mitochondrial RNA 3'-end processing; RNA catabolic process
Cellular component (GO): mitochondrial degradosome
Molecular function (GO): ATP binding; RNA helicase activity; hydrolase activity, acting on acid anhydrides
Source: RefSeq, a predicted model, not a curated record